AUGGAAGAUUCUCAUGCGCAUAUAAUAAAGCAUUUGAUAAUAUCUCAGCUUUUAUAUACAAAGUUUAUAUCCAGAUUUUGGGAUAUACCAUCGCCUUGGUGGCAAGCGAGCACAGUACUCGUUGGUACCGGGAGUGCUCUUAGCCUUCUCGUGGCUGUAACAGCCACGGCUGCCUGCUGUAUCACAUACGUCGUUCAUUCGGGAUCUGCUCGAGUGGCAGGAUCUUUGCAGCUAAUAUCAGGAUUACUAAUUAAAAUGGGCAAAAAAGAUGCAGCGUUUGAUACGGUUCUGGAGUCGGUAGGAAAUGAUGGUCCAUUUCAAAGACGCUUCAAUUACAUGUACAAUGUCGCAUUUGCUUUAUUGGCAGUUAUGCCCUGCAUGAACAUGAUUUUGGCCAUGACCAUACCCGAACAUUGGUGUCACGUACCAGGAAGAACGAAUUACAACUACACAGAAGAAGAAUGGAAAGAAAUAACACUUCCAAAGAAUAUUAAUAACAAAGGUCAAGCUUCCUACAGUUCUUGUGAAAUGUACAAUAUUACAGACUGGACAAACGUUCAUCCAAACCAGAACUACUCGACUAUAAAAUGCCAGCAUGGAUAUGAGUUUGACAGAACCUGGUUUGAAUUGACAAUACCGAUGCAAGAAAAUUGGGUAUGCGAUAAGGAAAUGAGAGUAACAAACUCUUUAAUAAUCGGCCGAAUAGGUGAAAUGUUUGGAGCUCUAGUGUUUGGACAAUUAGGAGAUGUAAUAGGAAGGAAACCAGUAUUUUUUCUCAGCAUGGUGUUGAUUAUCGUAGGAAAAAUAUUCAACUUAUUUCUUACUAGUUCAUAUUAUUGGUAUGUAUUUGGAUAUGUGGUGACUGCACUGCCGCAGAUGUCUUUAUACCAGACUGUUCUUGUCAUAGGAAUGGAAAUAUCCACAAGAUAUAUGAUUGAAUCACCAAGAUGGCUAGCAAGCAGGGGGAAAAUGAAAAAAUGCGAAAAAACUUUACGCACAAUUGCCAAAGUUAAUGGUGCAACAUUAAAUGAUGAUGCAUUAGAAAUGCUAAAAGAUUAUUCGUCUGAACCUGAACAUGUUUUUGGAAUGAUGAGUUUAUUCACAAGCUGGUCGCUCGCCAAGAACACGAUAAUGUUAUUGAUAUGCUGGAUCGUUUGCGGUUUAAGUUACUUCUUACUGUACUUAAAUGUAAGUAAUAUGGAUGGAAAUCCAUUUCUGAACUAUUUGUAUCAAGGAUUCGCAGAACUUCCAGCUUAUCCAGUUGGAAAAUUUGCAACAAACUAUAUCGGAAGAAGAUGGACUGCAUGCAUGGCAUUUUUAUUAGCAUUGUGCACGACUCUACCACUAAUCUACACAUCAACAGAUCCAUCAAUGCACAUAUUUACAAGCAUAUUUGCAGCAAUCAUCAAAUUUUGUGUCAGCGUUUCCUUCUACGUUCUAAUGGUUCAAGGAGUAGAAGUAUAUCCUACAUGUCUGAGACAAACAGGAGUAGCACUUGGUGUAAUUUUGGGAAACGCAUCCAGUAUUUUGGGUCCUUAUAUUUCAUAUUUGGGUACCACAUAUGAUGUACGAUAUCCGUAUUUGUUUAUAUCACUUAUGAUGUUCUCGGGGUUAGUGGCGGAGCUACUAUUGCCUGAGACCUUACACCAAAAGUUACCAGAUACAUUGGCGGAAGCACAAAUUUUUGGAAAGUCGCAGAAAUUUUGGACGUUUCCAAGAAAAAAUACAUAUAAGUCUGAAGAAGAAAAAACUCCACAGAAGAGCUGA
This is a messenger RNA of Ctenocephalides felis (cat flea), 1767 nucleotides long. RefSeq names its product solute carrier family 22 member 5-like. Gene Ontology annotation, cellular component: membrane. Bases 1 to 1767 code for a protein of 588 amino acids. Gene Ontology annotation, molecular function: transmembrane transporter activity. The transcript is spliced from 10 exons. Lineage: Eukaryota; Metazoa; Arthropoda; Insecta; Siphonaptera; Pulicidae. The record is from RefSeq and is a predicted model, not a curated record. Gene Ontology annotation, biological process: transmembrane transport.